Molecule: messenger RNA, 1003 nt
Organism: Symsagittifera roscoffensis
Lineage: Eukaryota; Metazoa; Xenacoelomorpha; Acoela; Convolutidae
Source: RefSeq, a predicted model, not a curated record
UUCACAAUUGACAAAUAAUUUUGAAUGCGUCUGCGAAUCUCAAUGUUCCAGUCGUACUUUAAUUCGGUCUUUUUUGUCAGACGUAUUUUCUGUUAACUAUCAAACUCUCCGUGUCUAAAUGUUAUCCACACUUGUUUUCUAAAGGAAUUUAUCAUCGGCUACAAAAAAUGUUGUCAGGAGACUGAGCUGACUCUGUGCGACAAAGAAAAUAGUUUCAUUGCUCGUGACAGACGAAAGAACAAUGAAUAGCUUACUGAUUUGUGAAAGUUGCGGAGAGUUUGCGGAAAUCAUGCUAGAACUGUCUUGCGGACAUUUCAUUUGUGGUCAAACAGAUGAUGAAAACCUCAAAUCGAGUGACAGCCAACUCUUGGAAACCCUGGAAAGCAAGAGAUGCCCCAAACACAAAGAUUGCCAAAAGAAAAUAGAGAAUCUGCGAAAGAUAUAUGUCCAAGAUGGAGCUUUCAUUUUGGUGGACGAUUUUUCAAAUCAGGCUAUGAGUGUUGAUGACUUCAUAUCGGCGUUUGUGCUGGACUGGGAUGAUUCCAAGUUCCAUCGCGAAAAAGGUUUGCUGCAUGUGUUACGUCUGAGGACGUCAGACUUUGAUAGCCGAGGUGAUUUUGAGUUCCCAUUAGCGAAAGGUGACAGGCAAGUGCGAGGAGGGUUGGUUUAUCAUCAGCCAAAUUCAAAUUGGAUAAGAGUAGGGCUUCAUGUCAGGGGCCGAUAUGAUGGAGGGAACGAAGAUUGGAUCAUGAUGAACGGAAAUGCAAAUGAGUGGGCGGUGGGGUUUCAUGGAAGCAGUGAAGAUGGCACGCGCUCUAUUUCACAGACCAGACAAUUCAAAGUUACUGGAAGUGGACAAGCAUACAGUACUUACACCGACAUUAAUCACUUAAGCGAUAUGAAAGGUGAGUCUUGCGGUGGAGGUGCUUAUUUUGGAGCGAAAAUAGAAAGAAGUGAGCCUUACGCAACCUACGAACCAGAAGGUCACAAAAUAGUUAUUCAG